Messenger RNA from Zasmidium cellare ATCC 36951, 741 nucleotides. RefSeq lists its product as uncharacterized. The transcript is spliced from 3 exons. The coding region runs from base 1 to 741 and encodes 246 amino acids. Lineage: Eukaryota; Fungi; Ascomycota; Dothideomycetes; Mycosphaerellales; Mycosphaerellaceae. The record is from RefSeq and is a predicted model, not a curated record.
AUGAAAACAUACACCAUCCCAAUCCUCACCCCCGAACUCCUCAUCAUCUUCGCCACCACCCCAUGCAACGACGCCGCCCACCAACACCAAGACCUCGACGCCAACUCCCCCCUCACCUGCCCAACCAGCAAAACUCUCCUCCUCCGCGACGACGCCUCCUUCGCCGUCGUACACUCCUGGCCGUUCAUCAAACCCGGCUACACCUUCCGCGGACCGAGUAAAGGGUCCAGGGAGGUUCUGCUCAGGAUGCGGACACAUGGGAAUGCGUGCGUGCCGAGUUAUCUACCGGAGCAGACGCGGAGGUGUGAGAGGAAGAAGCUGGCGGAAGUCGAGAGGUGUCGGACACACAUGAGGUAUGGGUUGGAGGUGAAGCCUCCUGCGGAGGGGGAGUAUGAUCAUGAGGAGGAUGGGUAUGGUGUUGUGCCGGACACAUGCCAAUUUGAUGAUGAAUACGGGAACCUCUGUCUGGCCACGGAAGACGAUGAAAAGGAGCAGGCCGUGCAGCAGGCAAGACAGCAAGCCGAACAGCUGAGGCCUAGGCAAUCGAAGAGGACGAUCCUUUACGAAGAGCGACAGCGGCGAAAGGAGGAAGAGAAGUGGGUUGUAGUGGAGGACGAUGGCGCAGAGGAAGAUCGAGACUGGGAGAUUCUCGAUCGAGAGCAGGUCCAGGAGGACUACUGGGAGGAUUACUUCGAGUUCAAUGGGUGUAUCAUGGGAGCCGGGGCGAGCGCAAGCAUGUGA